UUGUUCACGACGGCCAUUCUCGGACCAUUUUGAUGUGGCGCAUUAAUGACUUCUUGAUAAGGGUAAAUGAACAAGCCACCUGCAAGCCGCAUGGUAAGGACGGGCAAAUCGCUCCUUCUCCUCGCCAUUUGUCCCACUUGCAUCCAUCGCACCACCGCACACUGCACCCAAAGUGUUCUGCCUGGGACUACCAUUACGAGCUCGCGUCUCCUGUGCUCUCCCUCUAGCCUGUACGCGCUCAACAACAAUGAUACGAAAAUACUUUAAGCCUGUAGAAAACACCAGCGAGGAUUGUUUGCCUCCCAAGAAACGCAGACUAUCCGCCUCUGCGACGAAGGAGCUGGAGAAGAAGACGGAUGGGGUGGUUGAAGUAGUGAAGGAGGAUGUGCUGGAACCGCAGCCCUUGGCGUCAGAAGUAGAUAACGGUGUGGGUGAAAUAAAACAAGGGCUGACAGAACAGCAGGUCAAAGCGAUCGAAGCCAAACGACUUGCUGCUCUAGCUUUACGCGAAAAGUCCGCCCUCCUGCAGCUUGAAAAAGAAACCAUGUCCCCAGAUUGGUAUAGAGCUUUCAAAACCGAAAUUGAAAAGCCGUAUUUUCUCAAUAUCAAACGAGCCCUAAACCAAGAAUACGCUCGAAAGGCGACAAUAUACCCAAUCCCAACAGAGAUCUACUCAUUCACAAAAUGUUCAUUGGAAAACAUCAAAGUGGUUAUCAUUGGUCAGGAUCCUUAUCAUGGACCUAAUCAAGCUCACGGACUGUGCUUCUCAGUCAAGAAGGGUAUUCCACCUCCUCCGUCCCUCCUUAACAUAUUCCGAGAACUGGAAUCUGAUCUCGGUCCAGAAAAGUUUACGAGACCCUCACACGGUUUUCUGGAAGGAUGGUGUACGGAAGGUGUCUUACUCCUGAACGCAAGUUUGACCGUCCGAAAAGGCGAAGCCAACAGUCAUCAAAAUUUCGGCUGGGCUCAGUUCACGGACGCCAUCAUAGCCUAUCUGAACAAAACGAAAACAGGGCUUGUAUUUAUGUUGUGGGGCGCUUUUGCGCAAAAGAAAGGGAAAGGUAUUGAUAAGAAGAAGCACUUGGUAUUGACGGCGAAGCACCCAAGCCCUUUGAGUGCCAACCAGGGAGGAUGGUUUGGAUGCAAGCAUUUUUCCAAGGCGAAUGAGUGGCUAAAGGCAAAAGGGAUAAAGGAAGUGGACUGGAAUCAUUUGCCAUGAGUCCCGUACGGUAUAUCGCGGACAGACUUUCAUAUAGCAUGAGAUACCCAACGAUAGGGCAGUUUUUCUUGAUCAAUGUGGAUAGAUGUUGUUUUUUGGUGGUCAUUUUGGGGAUGUUAGUUAAUAUGCUAAUGGCUCUUUUGGCGACUGGAUAGCAAACCACGGCCCUCGCUCAUUAUGCGGUGGACUGCUUGUAAUUAGGUAUUUCGGAUGAACGCGGCGGAGACUUGCCAAUGGAGAGCCCCAGUAGAUUCGAUUUGCAUGUUUAUGAGCGUGAUGGUUGGAAAUUUCAACUUCCCAAGUUGAGCCACA
Messenger RNA from Spizellomyces punctatus DAOM BR117, 1531 nucleotides. Its product is annotated as uracil-DNA glycosylase. NCBI's taxonomy places the organism in Eukaryota, Fungi, Chytridiomycota, Chytridiomycetes, Spizellomycetales, Spizellomycetaceae. The transcript is spliced from 2 exons. Gene Ontology annotation, molecular function: uracil DNA N-glycosylase activity. Bases 248 to 1219 code for a protein of 323 amino acids. Gene Ontology annotation, cellular component: mitochondrion; nucleus. The record is from RefSeq and is a predicted model, not a curated record. Gene Ontology annotation, biological process: base-excision repair, AP site formation via deaminated base removal; base-excision repair.